This is a messenger RNA of Amphiprion ocellaris (clown anemonefish), 7189 nucleotides long. RefSeq names its product RNA polymerase I subunit A (gene polr1a). The transcript is spliced from 37 exons. Lineage: Eukaryota; Metazoa; Chordata; Actinopteri; Pomacentridae. Gene Ontology annotation, biological process: DNA-templated transcription. Gene Ontology annotation, cellular component: RNA polymerase I complex. Bases 111 to 5183 code for a protein of 1690 amino acids. The record is from RefSeq and is a predicted model, not a curated record. Gene Ontology annotation, molecular function: DNA binding; DNA-directed RNA polymerase activity.
AGUCUUGCGAUCCCACGUGUGAAACAGGAGGAAUUGCGUCUCAUGUGGUUGAACUUUUCGCCAUGAAGUUGUUUCAAUAAAGGCAACAAAGGUCUCCGUUAGUCUCCGAAAUGUUGUUCGGAAAAGAAGUGCCAUGGCGGCGCCUGGAGGGAAUGUCGUUCGGCAUGUACUCCGCCGAGGAGCUCCGGAAGUUGAGUGUGAAGACGAUCACUAACUCCAGGUUCCUCGAUGCUGUCGGGAAUGUGGCUCCAAACAGCCUGUAUGAUCUGGCCCUCGGACCAGCAGACAACAAAGAGGUGUGUUCAACCUGCUGUCAGGAUUUUAACAACUGUCCAGGACACCUUGGACAUGUCGAGCUGCCUCUGCCCGUCUACAACCCACUGUUCUUUGAUAAACUCUACCUGCUGAUCCGUGGCUCCUGUCUGGCGUGUCACACGUUAACGUGUCCCCGAGCUGCCAUCCACCUGCUGCUGAACCAGCUCAAGUUAGUGGAACACGGAGCCAUGCAGGAGGUCUACCAGUUAGAACAACUUCUCAACCAGCAACUGGAGGAGAAUCCUAAAGCUACUGGCGAUGAGAUCGAGCUGUGGCUAAGGGAGUUCACAGAUGCCGUAGUUGGGGAGAAAACUGAAGCUUCUGCAAACGUGAAGCCUAUUAAACACUUGGUUGAGAAGAAGUGCAGUCUGAUAAAUGAGUUUUGGAGUGUCCAGAUGAAAACUAGGAAGUGCCCUCACUGCAGAAGCGGCAGGUCAACAGUCCGCCGUGAACACAACAGUAAGCUGAUCGUCACGAUGCCGUCAGGAGCACAAAGCAGCGGCGAAACUGAUGAGGAUCUGAUGGCUGGAAAGAGAGUCUACCUGACUGCCAGUACAGCCAGAGAACACGUCAACAAGCUGUGGGAAAAAGAAGGUUUCUUCUUGAAGCGUCUGUUCUCGGGGCUGGAGGAAAGCACUGGAUCAAAGAAGGGAGACAAGGGUUUCUGUCCGGACCUGUUUUUCCUGGAGCUGCUGCUGGUCACACCUUGCAGGUAUCGUCCAAUCAAUCGACUGGGUGACCAGAUGUUCACCAACGGCCAGACAGUCAACAUGCAGGCCGUCAUGAAGGACUGUGGAGUCAUAAGGAAGCUGCUGGCUCUCAUAGCGGGGGAGAAAAACACAGAGGAGGCAGAGGCUCCAGAAGAGACAGACCAGACUUUUCUAGCUGCGGUGCCUGGACGUACGUUAACAGAUAAACUAUACAACAUGUGGAUCCGCCUACAGAGCCACGUUAACAUUGUUUUUGACAGUGACAUGGACAAACUGAUGACAGAGAAAUACCCUGGAAUCAGACAGAUCCUUGAGAAGAAGGAUGGAUUGUUCCGGAAACACAUGAUGGGCAAACGAGUGGAUUAUGCUGCCAGAUCUGUCAUCUGUCCAGACAUGUACAUAGGAACCAAUGAGAUAGGAAUACCAAUGGUCUUUGCCACCAAGCUGACCUACCCUCAGCCAGUCACUCCAUGGAACGUGAAGGAGCUUCGUCAGGCCGUCAUUAAUGGGCCCAACGUCCACCCUGGAGCCUCCAUGGUGAUAAACGAGGAUGGCAGGAGGACCAUCCUUUCAGCUGCCAACCUCGCACAGAGGGAGGCGGUUGCCAAGGAACUGCUGACACCUUCUCCAGGUCCACAAAAGAUGCCCAUGAAGAUAGUGAAUCGUCAUAUCAAGAAUGGAGAUGUUUUGUUACUUAACAGACAACCAACUCUGCACAGACCCUCCAUACAAGCCCACUGUGCUCGCAUCUUACCAGGAGAGAAGGUUCUAAGACUCCAUUAUGCCAACUGCAAGGCAUACAACGCUGACUUUGAUGGGGAUGAAAUGAAUGCUCACUUCCCUCAGAGUGAGCUGGGCAGAGCAGAGGCCUACAUGUUAGUCAGCACUAACCAGCAGUACCUCGUCCCCAAGGAUGGUAAACCUUUGGCAGGUCUGAUCCAGGACCACAUGGUGUCAGGAACAAAGAUGACCAUACGAGGCUGCUUCUUCACCAGAGACCAGUACACUGAGCUGGUGUACCGAGGACUCACUGACAAACCAGGCAGAGUUAAGUUGCUGCCCCCAGCCAUCCUCAAACCACAACGACUGUGGACAGGAAAACAGGUGGUGUCUACGCUGCUGCUGAAUGUAAUCCCAGAGAAAGCGGUGCCUCUUAACCUGGCUGGCAAAUCAAAAAUCCCCAGCAAAGCAUGGAUCCAAGUCCCACCACGAGCUGCUCCAGGAUACAAACCUGACAGCAUGUGUGACUCACAGGUGGUGAUCCGUCAGGGCGAGCUGUUAGUUGGUGUUCUGGACAAAGCUCACUAUGGCUCCUCGGCCUACGGUUUGGUCCACUGCUGCUACGAGCUGUAUGGAGGGGAGACCAGCGGCAAACUGCUCAGCUGCCUGGCUCGACUUUUCACUGCCUACCUGCAGCUAUACAGAGGCUUCACCCUGAGUGUGGAGGACAUUUUAGUGAAACCAGGUGCCAACAACCGGAGGAAAAAAAUCAUUCAAGAAUCAUUGAAGUUUGGCACCAAAGCCCUGCAGGCAGCGUUCAACCUGCCUUCUAAUGUGGAUCAAGCUGAGGCCCAGAGUCGCUGGCAGGACGCCCACCUCAACCCAGACCAGAGAGACUUCAGCAUGGCCGACCACAAGUUCAAAGAAGUAGCCAACCAAGUGAACAACGAUAUCAACAAGGUGUGUAUGCCAGCCGGCCUGCACACCUCUUUCCCAGACAACAACCUCCAGCUGAUGGUCCAAUCAGGAGCCAAGGGAUCUACAGUGAACACGAUGCAGAUCUCGUGUCUCCUGGGUCAGAUUGAAUUGGAGGGCCGGAGGCCUCCUCUGAUGCCUUCUGGCAAAUUCUUGCCCUGUUUCCAGCCAUAUGACCCAGCACCUGGUGCUGGAGGCUUUGUUUCUGGGAGAUUCCUCACAGGCAUCAAACCACAGGAGUUUUUCUUCCACUGUAUGGCCGGUAGAGAAGGGCUGGUCGACACAGCUGUGAAAACAUCAAGAUCAGGAUAUCUGCAGAGAUGUGUGAUUAAGCAUCUGGAGGGUUUGGUGGUGCAGUACGACCUGACAGUGAGGGACAGUGAUGGAUCAGUGGUGCAGUUCCUAUAUGGUGAAGAUGGAUUGGACAUCCCCAAGACUCAGUUCCUGCAGCCACGACAGUUUCCCUUCAUAGAGGACAACUAUGAGGUGAUCAGGAGGUCUCAGGGCCUGGAUGAGGUUUUGGCCCGUUUCGACCCUCAGACUGCCAGUAGCCACUUUGCAGCCAUCCAGCGAUGGAAAGCAAAGAGAGAGGUGGCCUGUCCACGGAGAGGAGCGUUCCUGUUGUUUUCUCAGAAGAAGUUGGCAAAACUAAAACAGACUGAACAAGAAGCUCCGCCCGGCUCCACCAGAGAUCCUGCUGUACUCCAGCUCCUACAGCAAUGGCACGAUCUGGAUGAAGCCAGCAGAUCAAAGUACAACAGGAAGUCCUCCCGCUGCCCUGAGCCCUCGCUGGGCUUGUUUAGGCCUGAUGUCUGCUUUGGAUCAGUAUCUGAAAACUUCCACGACAUCACAGAGAAGUACCUGCAGAACAGAGGCGGUAUGAAUGAAGACAGCAUGGACACACACAGCCUUCGCCAGCUGCUGCACUACAAGUGGCAGCGUUCUCUGUGUGAUCCAGGUGAAGCCGUCGGUCUGCUGGCAGCUCAGUCCAUCGGAGAACCCUCCACCCAGAUGACCCUCAACACCUUCCACUUCGCCGGCAGAGGAGAGAUGAACGUGACUCUGGGAAUUCCUCGACUGAGAGAGAUCCUGAUGGUGGCCAGCUCCAACAUUAAAACCCCCAUGAUGAGCAUCCCAGUGCUGAACAACAAGAAGGCCUUGAAAAGAGCAAAGACGCUGCGCAAAAAACUCACCAGAGUGUGUCUGGCUGAGGUGCUGCAGAAGGUGGAUGUGCUGGAAAAAUUGCGGAUUGAAAAUCAUCAAAAGCUGCGGACGUUUAAAGUCACAUUCCAUUUCCUGCCAGCAGACCGUUACAGUGAGGAUAAGCUGUUAUCGCCUCACCAGAUCCUAAAGUACAUGGAAACAAGGUUUUUCCGUCUCCUUCUUGAAGCCAUUAAGAAGCGCUCUGCCAAGCUGGCCUCUAUCGCCGUGGAGACGAGGAAAGCCACCCCUAGAGAUAGGGACACCGAUGGUGAAGGAACAGCUGAUGCAACAGGGGUGGAUGAUGGAGAUGGAGAGGAGGAGAGAGAGAUUGUUGAUGAUGAGGGGAAUGAAGGAGAUGCUGAUGCUUCAGAUGCCAAGAGAAGAGACAAACAGGAAGAGGAGGUCGACUACGAAAGUCAGGACGAAGACGAAGGUGACAAUGAUGAGGAUGAAGAGGACCAGAUAGAGAAGGCGGAGGAGAAGGCAGAGGAGAACUCAGAGACGAACACUGUGGAGGAGCCUCAGCCAGAGUCUGCAGGAGUGAGAGCCAAAAGGAGCAAUAAAAAAGUGGCAGUAGGAGAGACUCUGGAUCAGAUGAGAGUAACCUCUGUUCUGGCAUCAAACUCUGCGAUAGAGGGCUACUGCUAUGAUUACCAGCAUGAGCUCUGGUGUGAGGUUGACCUGGUGCUGCCGGUGAGCAAGGUGCACUUCGAUCUGGCCUCAGUCCUGUCAACACUGGCCCAGAACGCAGUCGUCAUGGAAACCAAGGGGCUGACGCGCUGCCUGCUGAGCGAAACUACAACCAAAAAUGGUGAAAAAGAGACGAUUCUCAACACAGAGGGAAUCAACAUGCACGAGAUAUUCAAGUACAGCGACAUCUUGGACCUCAACCGACUGUACUCCAACGAGGUCCACGCCAUGGCUAAAACGUACGGGAUUGAAGUGGCUCUGAAGGUCAUAGAGAAGGAGAUCAAAGAUGUCUUUGCUGUUUAUGGUAUCGAGGUUGACCCCAGACAUUUGUCACUGGUAGCCGACUACAUGUGCUUUGAAGGUGUAUAUAAGCCAUUAAACCGCCACGCCAUCGGAUCAAACUCCUCUCCUCUGCAGCAGAUGACCUUUGAGACCAGUUACAAGUUCCUCAAACAGGCUACCAUGCUGGGUUCCCACGAUCAGCUGGUGUCACCCUCAGCCUGCCUGGUGGUGGGGAAGGUGGUGAAAGGAGGAACAGGACUGUUUGAACUGAAACAACCUCUUCAGUAGGAGACAUAACGCAGUCGCAGCAGUUACAUGUGAAGUGGUAUGAUCGCAGUUCUGCUGAGCUCCUUCGCUGACAAAGACGAAACCAUGAAAUUUUUUUUAACAGUUCGUACUCAGUGACGUCUUACCAGAUGUUCUUUCAGGAACUACCAGAAUUAACUGAUUUGAAAGUGAAUGUAACUGACUGAUAGUUAAGUUUUCUUUUUAGAUCACUGAGCAGUAACUGUAUCAUACUGUUAAAAAAAGAUGCAAGUUUACAGCACAGGAAAUCAACACAAUAUACACACAGGGUUCCAUUCUUCCAAGCAAAAAGCUGUUAAAAACAACCUAAUCCAUUAUUUUUGUUUCUAUUUAAUAAUAAAGUGAAAAUUUUAUAUAAAAACUGUAUUUUAUUGUUUUUCCCAGUUUAGAUUUUUGCCAGUUGUGUAAUGUAUUUUAAGUUUGACAUGCUGUGAACACAGGGAUGUCUGCAUUAGAGGAGACUGCAGUUCAGUUCAGUUCAGGAUCACAUUGUUUUUCUGGAUAGUGCCACCCACCAAACUGGGUGAUCGCUAAAAUGAACAGGUUGUAGUUUCAAAGGUUUAUGCCACCUGAAAUAGUACAUUCUGUCCAAGUAUUUAUAUGUGUAAAGGUUUAAUUCCAAUGAAUUUGUACUUUCUAAGUAAUCAGUUAUUGUUUAAAGGUUUAUUCCACCUAAUUAGAACUUUCUAACAAACUAGUUAUGGAUUCAAAGGUCUAUUCCACUCAAAAUAUUGCCUUCUCGUGAACCAUUUGUGGUAUUAAGAGUUUGUUCCACGGGUUAAUUACUUUACGUCUAAGAACUUAUAGUUUUUUUAUUUUUUGUUUGUCUGCAUUUGUUCUCAUUGUUUAACUCCACAAAAGAGGUGUCAACAUUGUAUGAGAUUGACGCAUAUUUUAGUCUUGCAGCCAAAUAUUUUAAUAUUUAGUGCAUGUGUGUGACCAUCACCAGCCCUCCCUGAAAGCUAAGCAGAUAUUCUUUAUUAGAAUUCCCUAUUAUGAGCCAGGGAGGGCAGUGCUACACCUCAGUGAUGUGCAGGGAAACAAAGACUGGACAGAACGAACAGGAUGAACAGGGAUAGAGAAUAACAGGCGGUGCUAUUGCAAUUAAAGAUUGUAAGGUGGUGUGUUAUUCCCAACUACUAACUGUCCAUCAAUUAAAAAAAAAAAAAAAGAAACUCAACACAAGAGAAAAAGAGAUUCAGUAAAUAAAUAAUUAAACAAACGGUACUGAGCACCAUAAUUGUGGAUGUCUUGAUAGAAUAGAAUAGAAUAGAAUAGAAUAGAAUAGAAUAGAAUAGAAUAGGCCAGAAGAGGAUACUAGUGAAAGAGAGAAUGAGUUUAGGGUAGAGACUUAUAGUUUUAAAGGUUUAUUUCAGCCAAUUAGUACUUUCUACCUAACAAGUUAUGGUUUUAUAAAAUACUGCUUUCUGUCAAAGCAUUUAUAAUUUUAAAGGUUUGAGUCACUCACUGUGCACUUUCUAUCUAAGAAGUAUGGUUGUUAAUAUUAAUUCCACCUAAAGUAUCACUCUAUUAUGAACUAUUUAUGGUUUUAAAGGUUUAUUCCACCCAAAAUACUAUUUUCAGUCCAACUACUUACACUUUUAAAGGUUUAUUUCACGAGAAAUACUACUUUUUAUCCAAGUAUUUAGAGUUUUAAAGGUUUGUUCCAUGAAUUUAGUUAUUUUUAAUGACUAAGUUAUAGUUUGGGAGGUUUACUCGAACCAGAAUACUCAUUUCUGUCCAAGUAUUUGAGUUUAAAAUGUUUAUUCCACUCAAAAUAUUACUUUUGAGUGAUAGUUGUGGUUUUAAAGGUGUAUUCCACCAAAAAUACCACUGUGCCUGCAUGCUUACAGUUUUACACUUUUAUUAUGUUGAAAUUAUAUACUUUCUAACUAACAAGUUACAGUUUUGAAUGUUUUUUCACCCAAAAUAGGACAUUCUGCCCUAGUACUUUUUGUCCAUACAUAAAGUUUUGAAUGUUUAUUCCA